AUGUUCCGACAAGCCAUUGCCACCUCUUCCAGGGCGCUGCGCUCAACGCCGAGCAUCGCCGCCAGCCGAGCUGUAUUGCGGCCUCAGUUCCAGACUGCUGCUCCCGCCGUCUCAAUAAGAUCAUUCCAGCCUGCCGCCAGCCGGUGGUACAGCGAAUCCAAAGAGUCUACAGAGUCCAAGGAGGCUCCCAAGGCCGAGGAGAAGGCCGAGGCCAAAGAGGGAGAGAAGAACGGCGAGACUGACGCUGUCACUCAGCUGAAGAAGGAUCUCGAGGCCAAGGAUGCUGAGGCUCGUGACUGGAAGGACAAAUGCCUUCGCACCGUCGCCGACUUCCGCAACCUCCAGGACCGCACAGCACGUGAGGUCAAAUCCGCCCGCGACUUCGCCAUCCAAAAGUUCGCAAAGGACCUCGUCGACAGCGUCGACAACCUCGACCGUGCCCUGUCUACCGUCUCCCAGGAGAAGCUCAAAGCCGAGAACAAGAACGAGGACCUCCAGGAGCUCGCCAACUUCUAUGAGGGUCUCAAGAUGACCGAGAACAUCCUCAUCCAGACACUGGCCAAACACGGCCUGGAGCGACUGGAGCCCGAUGGCGUCAAGUUCAACCCCAACGAGCACGAGGCCACCUUCAUGGCCCCUCAGCCCGGCAAGGAGGACAACACUGUCUUCUUUGUGCAGCAGAAGGGCUUCAAGCUCAACGGCCGUGUUCUGCGUGCUGCCAAGGUCGGCGUCGUUAAGAACGCUUAA
Trichoderma gamsii is the source of this 747-nucleotide messenger RNA. RefSeq lists its product as hypothetical. The record is from RefSeq and is a predicted model, not a curated record. The transcript has 2 exons. Lineage: Eukaryota; Fungi; Ascomycota; Sordariomycetes; Hypocreales; Hypocreaceae. Gene Ontology annotation, cellular component: PAM complex, Tim23 associated import motor. Gene Ontology annotation, biological process: protein import into mitochondrial matrix; protein folding. The coding region runs from base 1 to 747 and encodes 248 amino acids. Gene Ontology annotation, molecular function: adenyl-nucleotide exchange factor activity; protein homodimerization activity; protein-folding chaperone binding.